AUGGGUUAUGCCAUUUUUGGACAUAUUAAUGAUUCAAUUUUUCUUAAUGUGAGUAUACUUAUAGCAUUUGUUUUUGUUCUAUUUUCAGCAACUAUUGGUUUGAUAUCUGCUAAUCUGAAUUCGGUUCCGGUCCUUGAUGGAACAAAUUUUAAGGACUGGAAAGAGAACAUGGAAAUUGUUUUUGGCUGCAUGGAUCUAGACCUUGCACUAAGGGUGGAGAAACCCGAUUCUCCUACGGAAUCUAGUACCUCUAAACAGAGAAAAGAUUAUGAGAAGUGGGAUCACUCCAAUCGCAUGAGUCUUAUGAUCAUUAAGCGCGGCAUUCCUGAGGUCUUUAGGGGUACUAUCUCGGAAGAGAUAAAAGGUGCCAAAGAUUUCCUUGCUGAAAUUGAAAAGCGCUUUGCAAAAAGCGAUAAGGCGGAAACAAGUACUCUUCUUCAGAACUUGAUUUCCAUGAAAUAUCAGGGCAAAGGAAAUAUAAGGGAAUACAUUAUGGGCAUGUCAAAUAUUGCUUCAAAACUUAAGGCGCUAAAGCUUGAGCUGUCGGAUGACUUGCUCAUUCAUUUAGUAUUGCUUUCUCUUCCUGCACAAUUCAGUCAGUUUAAGAUAUCUUAUAACUGUCAAAAGGAGAAAUGGUCACUUAACGAGCUCAUUUGA
Lotus japonicus is the source of this 657-nucleotide messenger RNA. RefSeq lists its product as uncharacterized. The transcript has a single exon. NCBI's taxonomy places the organism in Eukaryota, Viridiplantae, Streptophyta, Magnoliopsida, Fabales, Fabaceae. The record is from RefSeq and is a predicted model, not a curated record. Bases 1 to 657 code for a protein of 218 amino acids.